Molecule: messenger RNA, 1622 nt
Organism: Sarcophilus harrisii (Tasmanian devil)
Lineage: Eukaryota; Metazoa; Chordata; Mammalia; Dasyuromorphia; Dasyuridae
Gene: SERPINA12
Product: serpin family A member 12
Exons: 5
Coding region: 307-1548 (413 amino acids)
Biological process (GO): negative regulation of endopeptidase activity
Molecular function (GO): serine-type endopeptidase inhibitor activity
Source: RefSeq, a predicted model, not a curated record
GUGAACCUGCUAUUAAGAAUGAAUUCCCUUCAGCCUUGCCAGUUCUUCUCAGGAUUUGUAUGACUUUUCCCUUUACUGAGUACUGGGUUCUUUGUUUUCAUUAUUGCUAUCAUCAACAUAUUGUUAUUUUUAUUUUGAAUGUUUCUGUCAUCACCCUGAAUCAGUCAUCUUCAGAAACCUCUCAUUCUGGACCUUACCAGUUUUUUUUUCACUAAGUACUCAUUCUAGGUCUUUUGGCAACUGUCUGAGGGCAUCCUUGAUAAAUCUUCCUUUCCAGUGAAAAAAGAAGAAUAAUUCUCAAUAAUAAUGAAAACCACCCUCAUUCUGGAUUUGCUUUUUGCUGGAUAUUUUUUAGCUAUAAAUGGUCUUCAGCAGCAGAAAUCUCCUGCCAAAAAUCAUCAGGCCAUACACCCUCUCCAGGAGUCAGAGGAGAGAAGAGCAAGAAACCAAGUUGUCAGUCGAAACAAUGAAUUUGCAUGCAAGAUGUACCAAGAAUUGUCCCAAAAAAGUAAAAAUGAGAACAUCUUCUUCUCCCCUCUCAGUAUUUCCACUGGUUUCUCCAUGUUGACUUUGGGAGCAAAAGAUUACACUCUAUCUCAACUAAGUGAAAAUCUCAACCUAAAAGAUAUGCCCAUGAAGCGUAUCUAUCAAGGCUUCCAUUACAUCAUUCAGAGUCUCAACCAACCCAAUAGGGAUCUCAAGCUCCACUUAGGCAAUACUCUAUUCAUUGAGAAUCAGCUGAAAGUCCAGAAAAGAUUUCUGAAUGAUGUCAAGAACAUUUAUGAAGCAGAAGUUAUCCCAAUGGAAUUCAAGAACCCUAAGAAAGCCAUUACAGAAAUCAACAAUUAUGUUAGUCAGAAAACCCAUGGGAAAAUUAAUAAAUUGAUAAAGACUCUAGAUCAGAACACGAUGUUACUUCUGAUUAGCCAUAUUUACUUUCAAGCUGAAUGGGAAAAGAAGUUUAACUCAAAGGAUACCAAAGAAGAUGAUUUCUUUCUGAUCAAUGGGAAGUCAGUCAAAGUCCCCAUGAUGUACCGAGGUGGCAAGUACAAAACUGCUUAUGAUAAGCAGCUCUCCUGUACAAUUCUAGAAAUACCUUUUAAGGGAAAUGUCACAGGCCUUUUCAUGAUCCCAGACCAAGGGGAACUGAAGAAAAUGGAAGAAGGGCUCUCUAAGGACAAGUUGAUGCAAUUGAGGCAAUCAUUACAGUACAGUUCUGUUGAUGUGUGUUUACCCAAGUUUUCCAUCUCUGGUACCUAUAACGUGAAAAAGUAUCUCUCUGGGCUUGGCGUCACAAGAAUUUUUGAUGGAAGUGCUGAUCUCACCAGAAUCAGUCCCCAGAAGACCCUGAAAGUUAGCCAGGCUAUUCAUAAAGCUGUGUUGAAGAUGGAUGAAGAAGGAGCAGAAGCUUCUGGAGCAACUAGCAUUGAGACCCUACCAAUGACUGUUCCCCCACUCAUUAAAUUUAACCACCCCUUCAUGAUGUCGAUGAUAGAUAGCAAUUCCAAUUCUAUUCUUUUCAUGGCAAAAAUAAUGAACCCAAAAUGAAAUUCAAAUAGCAAGCACCUCAAGCUUCCUAAGAUUUCUUCCUGCUGUCACUGAAUAAACAUUGUGACUUGCAA